GCUCAGGCUCGUGCUUCCUUCCACGUAGGCUCGUACAACCGUUUGGCCUCCCGAACCUAAUCCCCAUAAAGACAAAAAUGAAAAAUAAUAAAAACAUAAAAACAAUAAUAAAAUUGCAGAGUAGAUUAGUAUAGUCAUUGCGCUUCUCUGAGACGCCAAAAUAAUGAAAAACGAAACUUCACACACAGAUAGAUAGAAGAAGCGUCAAGAAGAAGCAGAAGAUCAAGAAAAGUUUUACUUUCUCUACAAGAUAUAUGACUUUCUCUCUCUAAAAUCACACACAAUCUCUCUCUCUCUCUACCUCCAUUAAAGCUCUUUACACCCAUUUCCCACCAAAAAUUGGUAGUUCCUGAUUUUCUCUCCUAUAAAAACUCUCUUCAGUUGAAGAUUCGAGUAUACUAAAAAAUCGCAUUCGAUGAUGAUGAAGUGGGUGUUGAGAAAGAAAGCGAUGUUGAUUAUAGGUUUGGUUCACUUGUUAUCUCUUCUUCAAUUUAGUCUAUUCACAAAUGCAAUUUUGGACCCUCACGAUUUCUUGGCACUACAAUCCAUUCGAAACGCCCUAGAAGACAUGCCGGGAUCGGACUUCUUCUCCACAUGGGAUUUCACGGCGGAGCCCUGCGACUUCGCCGGCGUGUAUUGCGACGGAGACAGGGUCAUCGCUUUGAAUCUCGGUGACCCGAGGGCCGGUUCGCCUGGUCUGACCGGACGCCUCGAUCCUGCAAUCGGAAAACUCUCCGCUCUCGCCGAGUUCACCGUUGUCCCGGGUCGGAUCAUUGGCGCUCUGCCUGAAACUUUAUCUCAGUUGAACAACCUACGGUUUCUCGCCGUCAGCCGGAAUUUCAUCUCCGGCGGGAUUCCGGCGAGUCUAGGUCAGCUUCGUGCUCUACGAACCCUCGAUCUCAGUUACAAUCAACUCAACGGAAGUAUUCCUCAGUCGGUCGCAGGUCUACCGGCGUUGUCCAACGUCAUUCUCGGUCACAAUCGUCUCUCCGGUUCGGUCCCGACGUUCGCGUCACAAACCCUAACCCGCCUCGACCUCAAGCACAACGCACUCUCCGGUUCUCUCUCACCCACUUCACUCCCUCCUUCACUACAGUACCUUUCAUUGUCUUGGAACCAAUUAACCGGACCCGUGGACCGGCUCUUAACCCGGCUUAACCAGUUGAACUAUCUCGACCUGAGCCUGAACCGGUUCACGGGUAACAUUCCGGGCGAUUUAUUUACUUUCCCGAUCAGCAACCUUCAAUUGCAGAGAAACUCAUUUUACGGUCCGAUUCAACCUGUUGAUCAGGUGACAAUCACGACUGUUGAUCUGAGCUACAACCGGUUGUCCGGUCAAAUAUCGCCAAUGUUCUCGAGCGUACAGAAUCUAUACCUCAACAAUAACCGGUUCUCCGGUCACGUACCGGGCAGUUUGGUGGACCGGUUAUUGGCGGCGAGCAUACAAAUAUUGUAUCUACAGCAUAACUUUCUUACUGGGAUUGAGAUCGAUCCGACGGCUGAGAUUCCUGUCAGCAGUUCGUUGUGUUUGCAGUACAAUUGUAUGGUCCCACCAGUGCAGACGCCUUGCCCGUUGAAGGCUGGGAAGGAGAAGACAAGGCCUACUGGACAGUGUAUCGAGUGGAAGGGGUAAAUUAGACAAUUCAUGCUUCCGCGGGAGGGCAUGAUAGAAAGAGAAGAUGAAUAUAGGUUUCAAUUUCUUUUUUAUUUAUCGUUUUCGUGAGAGUUUUUUUUUUUUUUUUUGCAAUUCAUUUAUUUAUUUUUGUGAUAAUUUGGAUAAUUUCCAAAUUUAAAUUGUUUGUGGCUUUGUGCAUACUUUGAUAAUAUAUAUUGAAGCAAUUUAGAAUGA
Cornus florida is the source of this 1849-nucleotide messenger RNA. RefSeq names its product probably inactive leucine-rich repeat receptor-like protein kinase IMK2. NCBI's taxonomy places the organism in Eukaryota, Viridiplantae, Streptophyta, Magnoliopsida, Cornales, Cornaceae. Bases 416 to 1633 code for a protein of 405 amino acids. Gene Ontology annotation, molecular function: protein binding. The transcript has a single exon. The record is from RefSeq and is a predicted model, not a curated record.